AGAGAGAGAGAGAGAGAGAGGUGGAUUUGGUAGGAAAUGUUUUCAGCAGUUACUAAAAAAGUGACAGAAGUUGCAGUUGACAGCAGCAAAGAGCAGAGCCAUGGAACCACAACAGAUCAGAGACGGAUACUUGGUGAAAAGGGGCACAGUGCUAAACUCCUGGAAGGCGUUGUGGGUGGUGCUGUCAGAAGAUGGGGUGGAAUUCUACAAAAAGAAAACCGACCGUUCUCCGAAAGGAAUGAUCCCACUAAAGGGAGCCACGCUUAUCAGUCCUUGCCAGGAUUUUGGCAAGAGGAUGCUGGUCUUCAAGAUUACCACAGAAAAGAAGCAGGAUCAUUUCUUCCAAGCCUCACAUGUGGAGGAGAGAGAGUGCUGGGUCAAGGACAUCAAGAGAGCCAUUACCUGCCUACAGGGGGGAAGAAAGUUUGCCAGGAAGUCCACAAGACGCUCCAUUCGCCUCCCUGAGAAAAUCAACCUGACAGAACUGUACACACUGAUGAAAGACCAAGACGAUGGAGUAAAAGAGUUAAAACUGGAGCAGGAGAAUCGAGUCUUCAACCACUGCUUCACCGGUGCGACAGUGGUGGAGUGGCUGGUUUCAAAGGAGAAAGCGAGAAACAGGCCUGAGGCCCUCAUGCUAGCGACAGGGCUCCUGAAUGAGGGUUUUCUCCAACCUGCGGGCGACCUGUCAAAAGAGGGAGCAGAGAGUGGAGAGCAAUCAGCCUUCUUAGAUCAGACAAUUGCUCUUUAUUACUUUGCAGACAGCGGGUUCUUCUGCGAAGGCUACUCCAGUGACGAAGAUGUGCUUCUGAAGGAAGAAUUCAGAGGAAACAUCGUAAAACAGGGCUGUUUACUGAAACAGGGACAUAAGAGAAAAAACUGGAAGGUGCGAAAGUUCAUACUGAGAGACGACCCUGCUUAUAUGCAUUAUUAUGAUCCUACAAAGGGUGAUGACCCUCUGGGCUCGAUCCAUCUCCGUGGGUCUGUAGUUACAGCUGUGGAAUAUGUUCCUGAUGCCAAAAAAUAUGACAUUGACGGCGACCUCUUUGAGAUCAUCACCUCAGAUGAGACUCACUACUUCCUCCAAGCUGCUACAGUGGAAGAAAGAAAGGAGUGGAUCCAAGCAAUACAGGCAGUUUCAAAAAGUGGAAAAUAACAGGUGCAGGAGGGAAGCCACAGUUGAACCUAUUGAUUGUAAAAUCCCACAUCUAACAGUGUGUCUGCAACGUAUAACUGAGUUAUUAUCAUAAUGUAGUUCUGUGUCAUUGUAGAGUAAACUGUAAAGAUUCACUAUUCUAUAAACUAUCAAACUAAUGUUAUAAUGUUUUUGUGCAUGCACUAUGUAACAAAUUAAAGAGAAAUAAAGGUUAUAAUGUCUAAAUGUAA
Molecule: messenger RNA, 1386 nt
Organism: Cottoperca gobio
Lineage: Eukaryota; Metazoa; Chordata; Actinopteri; Perciformes; Bovichtidae
Gene: plek
Product: pleckstrin
Exons: 9
Coding region: 101-1156 (351 amino acids)
Biological process (GO): intracellular signal transduction; actin cytoskeleton organization
Cellular component (GO): plasma membrane
Source: RefSeq, a predicted model, not a curated record